UUGAGGUUUAUGGCAAGGAGGGCCGCAAGGCUAUUCCCGGGCCAUGGCGCGCGGAGAAUGUCCACCUCCACGCUCGCGUUCGAGGAGAUGGAAGACAAUGCAGCGCAUUCCAAGGAGAAAACGGUGAUGUUCCUGCACGGGUUGCUAGGGUCUGCCAGGAACUGGCGGGGAUUCGCCAAGCGGCUCCAGUAUGCGAUCGAUCCAGCUUGGAGAAUUGUGAUGGUUGAUCUUAGAAAUCAUGGCCAAUCCGGCGAGCUGGAACUAUCACCCCCUCACGACAUCCCUGCGGCAGCUAGGGACGUAGCAGAUCUCAUCAGAGCUCGUCCAGAGCUCCAUCCCGACGUGCUGGUUGGGCAUUCCAUGGGAGGGAAAGUAACGCUAGAAUUUGCGAAGUCCUCCAUGGAGAGAAAGUAUGGAAGCAUGACCGUGCCUAGACAAUUAUGGGUUCUUGAUUCUGUCGUUGGUGAAGUCCCAAUAAAAAACGAAGAAGGCGAGGUGGAAAGAGUGUUGGAAACCAUCAGAACUUUGCCUCAAGUCAUACCAUCACGCAGAUGGCUUGUGGAGCGGAUGCAAGAGCUAGGAUUCUCGAAAGGCCUCGCCAAUUGGCUGGGCAGUAACUUAAAAGCAAUAUCACCCGGCAGCGAGGAGUCAAAAUGGGUGUUUAACUUCGACGGCGCGUACUCGAUGUUCACGUCUUACAGGAAAAUGGAUUACUGGUCUCUCCUGGAAAAUCCCCCAGCUGGGAGUGAUAUUGGCAUCGUCAGGGCGGGCAGGAGCGAUCGAUGGACUCCUGAGAUCAUUGCUCGUCUGGAAGAACUCUCGAGAGCGGCUCCAGAAGAUGGUAGAAGGGGCAGUGUUACGUAUCGUGUAUUGGAGAAUGCUGGUCACUGGGUCCAUGCCGAUAAUCCCGAAGGCUUAUUGGAGCUUCUACUACCAUCUUUCCAGUCCUGAGGGUAAAGAUCAAGGUGAAGACCCUGAGCGAGGUAGAGUUUUGCAUACUGCUUACGUUCUUAUACAGAUAGUCAAAAACAAUUUUUUCGAUC
Messenger RNA from Selaginella moellendorffii, 1043 nucleotides. RefSeq names its product protein ABHD11. The coding region runs from base 10 to 951 and encodes 313 amino acids. The transcript is spliced from 5 exons. The record is from RefSeq and is a predicted model, not a curated record. NCBI's taxonomy places the organism in Eukaryota, Viridiplantae, Streptophyta, Lycopodiopsida, Selaginellales, Selaginellaceae.